Cordyceps fumosorosea ARSEF 2679 is the source of this 1404-nucleotide messenger RNA. Its product is annotated as pre-mRNA splicing factor prp46. Gene Ontology annotation, biological process: mRNA splicing, via spliceosome. Lineage: Eukaryota; Fungi; Ascomycota; Sordariomycetes; Hypocreales; Cordycipitaceae. Gene Ontology annotation, molecular function: protein binding. The record is from RefSeq and is a predicted model, not a curated record. The transcript is spliced from 3 exons. Gene Ontology annotation, cellular component: precatalytic spliceosome; Prp19 complex; catalytic step 2 spliceosome. The coding region runs from base 1 to 1404 and encodes 467 amino acids.
AUGGAGACGCCACAGGUCCCCCAAGAUGUCCUGCAGCUCAGCGCUAUGAUUGCGCAAAACUCGACCGCCGCUCGACAACUCUACGCGCGCGCGACGACAACGGCGGCGUCUCAAGAGCGCCCUGCGUCCGGAAAGCGCCAAAAGCUCACCGACGACCUCGACGACGCAGCGAUGAAGCACCGCUUCCGCACCGAGUACGCAGGCUUCGAGACGCUUCCGCCGUCUCUCGCCGCCAAGCAGCCCGCGGCCAAGCCGCAGAGGAAGGGCGGCGCCUCCAAGUCACUGGUCGUCGCGCAGCGGCCACCCCAGAAGCUCCUCGAAGGUGCCGGCGCGCAGUUGGCCACCAGCAGCAACCCGUCGCAGCCGCAGAACAGCGCGAGUUUGACAACACGCGUUGGCGCCAACACGAUACAGCAGGUCAAGCCCGAUUGGCACCCCCCGUGGAAGCUGAUGCGCGUCAUCUCGGGCCACCUGGGUUGGGUGCGGGCGCUGGCCGUCGAGCCCGGCAACAAGUGGUUCGCGAGCGGUGCGGGCGACCGCACCAUCAAGAUCUGGGACCUCGCGACGGGCUCGCUGCGUCUCACGCUCACUGGCCACAUCAGCACCGUGCGAGGCCUGGCCGUCUCGCCGCGGCACCCGUACCUCUUCUCCUGCGGCGAGGACAAGAUGGUCAAGUGUUGGGACCUUGAGACCAACAAGGUCAUCCGCCACUACCACGGCCACCUCAGCGGCGUCUACACCCUCUCGCUCCACCCGACCCUCGAUGUCCUCGUCACCGGCGGCCGCGAUGGCGUCGCCCGCGUCUGGGACAUGCGCACCCGCAGCAACAUCCACGUCCUCUCGGGGCACACCGGCACCGUCACCGACGUCCGCUGCCAGGAGGCCGACCCCCAGGUCAUCAGCGCCUCGCUCGACUCCACCGUGCGCCUGUGGGAUCUCGCCGCCGGCAAGGCCAUGGGCGUCCUCACGCACCACAAAAAGGGCGUCCGCGCGCUCGCCGUGCACCCCGAGGAGUUCACUUUUGCCAGUGGCAGCACCGGCAGCAUCAAGCAGUGGAAGUGCCCCGAGGGCGCGUUUAUGCAAAACUUUGAAGGCCAAAACGCCAUCAUCAACACUAUGAGUGUCAACCAAAACAAUGUCUUAUUCUCUGGUGGCGACAACGGAUCGAUGGGCUUCUGGGAUUGGAAAUCCGGACACAGAUUCCAGGCCCUCGACACCACAGCGCAGCCUGGUUCCUUGGACGCAGAAGCUGGCCUCAUGAGCUCAACAUUCGACCGCUCAGGCUUACGACUCAUCUGCGGCGAGGCCGAUAAGACUAUUAAAAUAUGGAAACAAGACGAAACCGCCUCGGAAGAAACGCAUCCUCUUCAGUGGACGCCAUCACUCGGACGACGCAAGUUUUAG